CAAAUCGUCGUCGUUAUUAUGCUCGAUUAGAGGAUUAGAUAACUACCAGUUAUUUUUCACUGUCAAUAAAGAAGAAAAGAAAGCAAAAUCAACGACAAUUGUGAACCACAGUCGAAAAUUACAAGCUUGAAGGUUUGCAAAUCUACCAUCUUGAAAAUUGCGGUUUCGCCUUCUUUAAAUAACUUCUUACCUUCGAUUAAAAGGGAAAUUCUAAAGAUUUCCUUUCUAAGCUGAAGUACUUAAUUUUCGUCGUUGAAUAAGGAUUUUUUUGAUCAAAUCCGCAAGUUUGUGGGUUUACCCUUUUCAGCUGUAAACAUUCGGACUACUUCCAAUGCUAUUUCCUAUAGGAAUUUCGAGGUUUUUCGGCUCGUUACCCUCAAAACCACAACUGUUUGCUCAUCCGUUUCGUUCAUCCAUUGUCCGAUUCCAUUCUCGGCUUCUUCCCCCAAGACAACUUGACAAUUCCCUUGCUAACCUUCAAAAGAAAAACGGCAGCCAUCGUGACCUCGCGGAAAGCCGGACAGAAUGGUUUCAUCGAAGUGCCUCAAAAAACCGCUUACUUAUAAAUUGUACUGAAUUCGACUUUCAGGGAAACGUAAGAGUAAUCUGUGGAGAUUUCAAAAAAAUGGAUUUGUGCAAACAAAAUGGAUUGCUACCUCGUGAUUUACGAAAGCUAAACACUAGUAUCAACUCUAUCGUUCCGGUGAUCCUUGUACGUGAAGGGUCAAUUUUGGUUAAUCUCUUGCACCUUCGAGCCUUAAUCAAGGCAGAUUCCGUAUUACUCUUUGAUGUAUAUGGAAGCCAGCACUCCCAUUCGCAAUCUCAAUUUAUAUAUGAACUGCAAGGGAGAUUGAAGCAAUCCUCCAGUGAUUUUGAAUUUCUGCCAUAUGAAAUGAUGGCUUUAGAAACAAUAUUAAUAAGCGUUGUGAAUACUCUGGAUUCUGAAUUGCGUGUUCUGCAGAAUCUUGUCUCUGAUCUUUUAGCCGACUUUGAACUCGAUAUUAAUCAAGAUCGGCUUAGGACCCUUCUGAUCUUUUCAAGACGUCUUUCUGGAUUUCUGAAAAAAGCUACAUUGAUUCGUGAUGUUUUAGACGAACUGCUAGAACAAGAUCAAGAUUUAGCAGGCAUGUACUUGACAGAGCGCCUUCGAACCGGCAAACCUAGAGAUCAUGAUAAACAUGAUGAAAUAGAGUUAUUGCUUGAAACAUAUUACAAGCAAGUAGACGAAAUUGUGCAACAAACAGAUAAUUUAAUGGGCAAUAUCCGAAGUACAGAGGAAAUCUGUAAUAUUAUGUUAGAUGCGAACAGAAAUUCCCUUAUGCUCCUUGGGUUAAAGCUUUCUGCGGUCACGCUGGGAUUGGGGUUUGGUGCCAUAAUUGCUAGCAUUUAUGGUAUGAACUUGCCAAACGGUUUCGAAGAAUCCCCAGCGGCCUUUUAUUCGACUGUGGGAAUGAUUUUUACGAUGGCUACGAUUUUAAGUUCUAUAGGGAUUCUAAAGAUUCGAAGUUUGAAGCGAAUUCAAAUGGCGUUUAAUCAUCGCCCAACUUUGACAAUUGAACCUGAAAAGUUACGACCGCCUUAUCUGUAAUCAUACCAAAUACUCAUGAACAUGCUAAUUGUCUUAUAGCCUUAUUUUCAUUCUCUUACAUCUUCAUUUAUCUUUUUUUUAACUCAAAAAUCGGUCUCUACUGUUAUAUUCUUCAUUUUGAAACCGCCUAUAUACCCCAUUUUAGUGAUUUUUUGGUAUCUCUUGGGCAAAUAUGUUGUCGCAUAGAAAAAGCAUAUUUUUUUGUUUGUUUGUUAAAAGAAACCAAGCGGUAAAUUUGAUUCUUUUCUCUUCUUUCAAACUCAUACUUGAGAGAAAUUGCUCGUCUACAAUUUAACAACGUUCAGUAUUAAUCUUUGGUACAAUUGUACUUUAAUCAAAAUACAAGUUUGCUUAAAAGGAAAAAGAAAAAGCUACCAUACCCUGCUAAACUAUGAUACCAUGCAUCUACAUAACGACAUUUUUUGUUUAAAUAAAUUUUAUUUUCAUGAGCCAGAACGAAACAACCAAGAUAUA
This is a messenger RNA of Schizosaccharomyces cryophilus OY26, 2062 nucleotides long. RefSeq names its product magnesium ion transporter Mrs2. Gene Ontology annotation, cellular component: mitochondrial inner membrane. Lineage: Eukaryota; Fungi; Ascomycota; Schizosaccharomycetes; Schizosaccharomycetales; Schizosaccharomycetaceae. The record is from RefSeq and is a predicted model, not a curated record. The transcript has a single exon. Gene Ontology annotation, biological process: mitochondrial magnesium ion transmembrane transport. The coding region runs from base 332 to 1588 and encodes 418 amino acids. Gene Ontology annotation, molecular function: magnesium ion transmembrane transporter activity.